Vitrella brassicaformis is the source of this 5108-nucleotide messenger RNA. The record is from the annotation of a GenBank genome assembly. NCBI's taxonomy places the organism in Eukaryota, Vitrellaceae.
GCCUCUGUGAUCCCCGUCAUCCUUCGUCGCCGCCUGUCCGACGAGCUGCUAUCGUUAUGGCAGACCUUCUUGAGCCGGUUGUGGAGGAGCGGGCCGAGGACAUGGACGCCGCCGAUGAGGAGGAGGAAGAGGAUGAGUUCCCCUUCCUCAAGGCCGACCACCCCGCACUCGAGCGGGUCCAGGCUGCCCUGCACAAGCACCUCUCCGGGCAGCAUGACCGCGUCACCCUCUCUGUCCGCGAGAAGUCGGAGGAGCUCAAGAAGCUGGCGCUGCGGCGUCAGGAGCUGGGCACCACCCUGUACGCAGUGCAGCAGCAGCUGGCCAAGCUGCAGGUGGAGCUGGAGCAGCGACACGACGUGCUUGCGGCCGCCAGCCAGGGCAGAGAGGCGUCCGAGGCACACCUGCAGGGCUUCAACGGCAAGUAUGAGUCCAAGAAGGGCGAGGUCACGACGCAGAUCAAGCGGCUGCAGAAAGCGCAGGAGGAGGUCAACCAGCUCAACAUGACGCUGCAGCAGGUGGAGAACUUCAAUGAGCAGAUGAAGGCCGAAAUACAGGUAGGUACCUAACGCACAUUGAGAGACCUAAGCCUGCCAAGGGGAGAGAGAGAGGCAAGAGGCCCCGUGGCCUGUAUGUGUGUAUGCAGGUGACGCGGCGAGCGACAUACAAGGCUGAGGACGCUAUCCAGAAGAUAGAGAAGGACAAGAUGAAGCAGGACUUCCUCAUCGAUAAGAUGAAUGAGCAAAUCAGAUCACUCGCAGAGAUGAAGGGCCUCCACGAGGCGCAGCUCGCCGCGCAGAAACGGGAGACAGAGGCGGCCCUCGCCACCCUCAACGAGGCCGCCCGCGAGAUGGAGAGCAUCGAGUUCGAGAAGCAGCAGCUGUUCCAGCAGUGGAACAGCAGCCUUGUGGGCAUGCAACGCCGCGACGACGCGCUGCAGAACAUCCAGAAGGCCCUGCAGGAGCUGGAGGAGACCGAGUUUGCGAUUGAGAGCGACAUCCGCGGUGUGCACGCGGCCACGAGGGGCGAGCAGGACCGCAACGAGCAGCUGACGGCACUGCUGCAGCGCAACCAGAACGAAAUGAACCACCUCACCACACAGAUGCAGACCAUCAAACAGGACCGGUGGGUGGGUGGGUGCGUCAAUCAGCCUGCUCGACACGUGUGUGCACUGUGGAUGGAUGGAUGGAUGGAUGUGUGCUGUGCAGGGAGCGUCUGGCGGAGCAGUACUCGAUGCUGAAGAAGUCCUUGAUGCACACACAGAAGGAGGCGGCCAAGAUCGACUCAGCCCUCUCCACCAUCGAGCAACAGGGCCAGGUAAGCAAUGGAAUGGAGAAGAGGCACGUCUGUCACUGUCGAUCAGACACAUGCAUGUCUCUCCUCCUCUGCAUCUAUGUGUUAGUUGGUUGACGCGAGCAUCCAGAAGGUGGCCAACGAGGCCACCCGGCUGACCGAGAAGAUCUUCGACAUCGUCUCAGAGCAAACAACACUCGACCGAUCCGCUUCAAACACAGCCAAGGUCAGUCAGCCAACCACUUCAGCACCCCCUUGGCCAACACACACACACCUGUGUUUUCCUUGCAGUUAGCGAAAAAGAUUCACGAGCAGAUCGGCCGCAAGGAGGAUGAGUUAGCGGCGCUAAGCAACGAGAUUGCGCGCGUCAAGGUCGACGCCCUCAACACUCGAGCGCACAAUCAGCUGCUGAAGGACCGGCUGAAGCAGCUAACGGACGACCUUGCUGACCGCGAGAAGCUCAUCGACCAGUAUGAGAUGGAGAUUCGCAAGAGACACCACCACAUUGAGAAGAAACAGCUGUUCGUCGACCGUCUCAACAAGUGAUCACACACACACACACACACAAAGAGAGAGAGAGAGAGAGAGAGAAGUGUGGGUGGGUGUGCGCGUGUGUGCCUGGCUGAAGGGAGUAUGACGAGAAGCGUUCUCGACAGGAGGACGAGAGCACGGGUCCGUUGGAGGCCAAGAUCAAGAAUCUCCGCAAGCAGAUCGCCGACAAGAGCAAAGAGUGCGGCGAAAUGCAGAAGGAGUGGAUGAAGAAACAAACCGAACUGAUCAGCCUGCAAAGCGACGCAUCUUCACUUGCGAAAAAGGUAACUAGCUGACUUGAGUGGCGUUUCUGUCCAUCGAUGAAUGCAUGGCAUGUGUGCGCGUGUGGGUGUGAUGCAGGUGUCUUCCCAGAAGGACGAGACGGCCAUUCUGCGACAGCAGAAGGUUCGUCAGGAGGGCACUUUGGAGCACACUAAGAAGGAGGUGCGGGGGCUGCAAGGCGCUGAGAAAAACCUCCGCCUCGAGCUGGAGAAGCUCAACGCCCGGGGCAGCAAACACACCACGCAGGGGGCGACCCUGACCUCACAGACGGGGCUACUCGAGAAGGAGUUUAUGCGCAAACUCAAGGACAAGGAGCUGGAAUGCACCGCCAUCGAGAAGACCAUAGAGGUGUGUCUGUAGAUGUGUACAUAUGUGGAGUGGUGGACGGACGGAUGGGUGUGGGUCGUCGGUGCGUCGAUCAGCGUUCGAAGGAGGACAGGGAAAACCUGCAGCAAGAGCUGGUCGAGGCCGAGAAACAGGUACGCGCCAACAUGGUAUUGUGGUGGUUCUGCAUGUGCACACAAUGUCUGUGUCUCUUUCUGUGACGUUCCAUUUUCCAGUUGAUGUUAUGGGAGCGCAAGAUAGUGUUGGAGAAGGAGAUGCAGGAGGCCCUCGACCCCAAUGUGGGUCAGGCCGAGGUGGCCUCCAUGAAGAAGGAAAUACACCGGUGGGAGACACACAUAAGAUACACACACAGUGCACAGAUGCGUUUGAUGCGUUUGUGUAUGCAGGAUGGAGUUGCGGUUGGAUCAGCUGAAGAGGAGACAGGAGCAGCUCAUAUCCGACAUGGAACGGGUAAGCGGCCGGCUGAGCCCAUUCAUUCGACCGUUCAUGCCUUCACUGCACAUUCAGGUGAUCCACAAGCGGGAUGUGAUUCAGCUCAAGUACGAGCCCGUGCAGCGGCCGGGUGUGCUCAAGGCCGACCCCCACAUGAAGGCCACAUUGAGGAGACAGCUUAACUCACUCAGGACGAACCUCAAACUUGCCACAAGUAUGUUUGUGUUGACAAAGCCUGUUGGUCCGUUGUUUGAAUGAAUACAUGUGUCCAGGUGCCAUUCAGGAGACGGAGAACAAGUGUGGCGACCGCACAGUGCGGCUCGAGGAGGUGUGCAUGCGUGCAACCACAUGAUGAGGUGCAUGUUGUCUGUCUAUGCGCCCGUUUAUCAGCUUCAACAAGAGGUGGACAUCGCCCAGUCGGAGACAACACAGUUCGAAAACUCAGCCAACAACCUCAACCUCACUGUGCUGCUCCAGAGGGGUACACAAGCGAAUGAAUACAUCCGACACACGAGUGUCUCUCUCCCUCUCUCUUUCUCUCUCUGCUGCUGCUGUGCAUCCACUGCAGCUCGUCGUCAGCGCAACUUGAGUGAGGUGCUCAAGUUCCAGCGAAUGGCCAAGAGAUUCGAGGAGGCCACAACAGGCACAGCGCCACCCAAAGCUGUACAGACAAUCCCUCGCAACAUUUCCGUGUCUGCCUCCAAUAUGCGGUGUGUGUGUGCACCUUUGCAGGCCUCCUCGAUUCGUGAUGGCCUGGCCCGUGAGCAGCAGACGGCCGUGGCAGUGCAGAGCGUCCUCCAUCAGCUCUACGAGGUAUAACAUACAGGCCAAUUUAUUAAUCCACGCAGACGGCGACCGACAUUUAUGGAUUAUCCAUAUCUCAUUCAGAGUGCGCCUCACCUGGAGCCCCUGACCACCUUCUUCCUCGAAUGGGCCACGCAAAACGUCGAUGCAACAGCACCUACCACCGCCGCCCAGCCACCCGAGCAGCCCUCUGAGGAGGCGCCGGUGCAAGAUGAGCAAACAGAGGAGUCUCCCGAGGGUCCCGCCGGUGAGCCUGAAGCCGCAGAGGCAGAGAUAGCUGAGCCGGCGGUGCCCGAGCCCGCACGCGCAGAUGAGCAAGAAGAGGGAGGCCCGGAGGAAGGUGAGGGACGCGAUGAGGCACCAGCAGCUGGAGAGGAUGUGCCGGAUGUGCACAGCGGAGAUGAAGGGGUAGAGAGAGAGGGAGGAGAGCCUGACGCCGCGGAAGGCGAACAGGCAGAGACAGAGGGGCAGCAUGGAGAGUGAGUGAGAAUGAAGUGUUGAGGCGUUUCUGGUGUGACGGUUGUUGUCUAUUUGUCGGGCCCGGUGGCAAUGGCAUGAGGAGACAUUGAUCCAUAUUGGUUGCUCAAUCCCAUGCAUAAAUGCGACGGAUGUGUACUGCCAGGCUGGUAGGCAUCCACGCACACGACCAAGUGCACACGGCGUGGCUCUCUCCAUCGUCUGCCGGCGCGACCAGCUUCCUCGCGACGAGUGAGUCAUCGGCGCAGCCCAACUCGAUGAAAUGCGCAUGCUCCUUUACGAGAGAGGAGGAGGGAGGUGAGCUUGAACAGGAAAAGAGACACGCACCUGUGUGCAUGGUCGGGUGCUGUGUCUCCCGUGUCACUGUGUGUCAGGUCCGGUGGUUCCUGAGGCUGGUUCACCUGAGGGCCAACACGAGAUCGCAUACACACCGAAGGAAGGUCAGCACUUACACACGCAGACAUACAGGAGACACACGUAACAGACAUGUCUCGUCUUGUGCCGGUUUGGCUCAGCGGCUGUGGCUGCGUCUCUGCCCCGUUUCAUGACGCAGCCUGAUCUUGUCUCGGAGGCCGUGAACUCGGGAGCGAAUGUGGGUAAUGUCGUCAACACUGUGGGCCAAGUGGCGGCGUGGCCGUUCAAUGCUCAGCAACAGGUAUGCUACAGCCAACCUUACUUCUCCGCCAAUGAACACGGCAUUCACACACAUGCACACUUAUGUGUCUGGGCAGGUGUUCGUGCCGCCGCCUUACGCUCAGCCGCCCUACGCUCAGCCGCCCUUCAUCCAAACACAGGUGACGAACAACUUGUCUAUGAAUAUCGACUGAGGAGACAUCCAUGCGUGUGUGUGUGUGUGGCCAGACGUCGUUUCUGGCGAAGAAGGUUCAAGGCGAGGAGGGCAAGUGAUUGAAGCUGAUCCACCAAGACGCCACACGCACGCACACAGA